Molecule: messenger RNA, 900 nt
Organism: Symbiodinium pilosum
Lineage: Eukaryota; Dinophyceae; Suessiales; Symbiodiniaceae
Source: the annotation of a GenBank genome assembly
AUGCGUGGCCUCACAGAGUGUGGUGAUCCGAGCUUGACGGAGGACCUUGUCAAGGAAUUGUUCCAAAGCUCCCGAAAAUCCUGGGAGAGUUCAUUAAUAGAACUUGGCCAAAGCUGCCGAGAGGCAGUCCUCGCUUCGGAAAGAGUCCAAGGAAGCCCAAACGUGAGCAGGCCUGUGGAUGCAGAGAUGUGCGGAUGGCCUGCGAUUCAUGACAGUGAGCAUGAACUGGCACUGGCGAUUCAAGCCCUCCAGCACACCAUUUCGAGUUCCAGCAUGCCCAGCGACAUCUUCGAGAAGCACGCUUCCUCUUUGCUAGCAUCCUCGGUGGAACAGGUGGAGAAGAGAACUGCAGACCCCUCUGACGGGCUACAGUUUCAUGAACGCUUUUUGGCGUCCUUCCAAGCGGAGGGCGACACUUAUCAUGAGUCCGCUCUAUCUGGACUGGAAGGCCACGCGAAAAUGUUGGGAAGUAUCCUUGCUUCGGAGCUUCCCCAGCAGCUGAAGCGUGCUUGUAGCAAGCAGCUCCGUGCACCUAUCCAGCACAACUGCGAGACUUUGUCUGAGGCUGUCGUACAAGCUCUCUUGGAGGCAGCCAAUGCUUUGGCGAGCAGCCGUGCCACGGAGGCUUCGCAGCGCCUCCGGACGCCUCCUGCGCUGGAUGCAGGCCAACUAGCCAAGGCGGUGCAGCAGGCAGUGCAGCCGCCAGAGAGCCUGAAGGCAGAGACGUCAGGCAUGCCAAACCUGACGGACUCAGUUGGGAGGUUGCGUGGGCGCCUGUCGCAGUUGGAAGCCUCGCUUCAGGAGCUUGAAGAGGAGGUGCAUGAAACAAAAAGAGCUCUGCGAGUCCCUGCCCCUGCUGUUGCGCAGCUGCAAGGACAGUUUCCUGCUACGUUGCAGUAG